This is a messenger RNA of Pygocentrus nattereri (red-bellied piranha), 3845 nucleotides long. RefSeq lists its product as uncharacterized. Bases 2026 to 3843 code for a protein of 605 amino acids. NCBI's taxonomy places the organism in Eukaryota, Metazoa, Chordata, Actinopteri, Characiformes, Serrasalmidae. The record is from RefSeq and is a predicted model, not a curated record. The transcript has 2 exons.
CGGCCCAAAUACAAAGCCAUGUGUGUCACGGCAUUGGAACCUUUUUGGGUUUUGGCGCCACCUAGUGUUUUCUAGUGGGGGAAAUAUUCAUUAUUAAGCCUGCUUUUAUUUUGACAUUUACCUUCAGUUGAUGUAACUUCCUGUGAUGUCAUAUUCAGCUAGAGGAGGAAGUUCAUUACUUCAGUUGAGUCAGACCAUGCCAAGGUGAAGAGGUGCUCAUCCUUAGGUUGUUCUUGCCCUUGGAAAGGCUUUGCUUUUUUACGAAUCCCAAGGAAGAAUUCUGUGUAUCUGAAGAUUGGAGUAAACUUUCAAAACUCACUUCUGCCUCAGGAAUUCAUUCCGUCGUUAGCUGUCUGUCUAGUCAAGUAAAUGAGCGCCUGAUAAGGACAGAACAGUAAAAAAGCAUCCAGCACAGCGGGCAGAACUUUACAAGGAGAGUAAUCUUCAAUUGUCGUCCUACUUCUCAUCAUCAUCACCGCUGCUCAUACCCGGUUCGCACAUCUGAAUGAUGGAUGGGAAAAAAGCAUUGGAAGGGUCAGCACAUCACUCUACUGUGGAAACAAGGUCAGUUGCUCGUGCAUCUUCCAGUAAAUCUUCGUCAAGCAAAUCAUCAGCUAGCAGCAGAGCCAUAGCCGCAGCUUAUGCUAAGGUGGAGGCAGCCCGCGCAAGGGCUGAAUUUGCUAAGAAGGAGUCAGAUGUUCUGAUUGAAAAACACGAAUCGAAGCUAGAUUGAACACACUCAGACAUGAAAAGGAGGUGAUAGCUGCCUUAGCAGAAGCUAGUGCGCUUGAAGCAGCAGAGGAGUCUGAAGUGGUUGAUGAUAAAUCAUUCCUGCAAGAAGUGGAAGAGAGAACACGUCAGUAUGUUCAGCUACAGCUAACAGAAGAUGUUAAGCCACACGCACAACCCAUAUCACCAAUAAUUCAUGUGCUGAAAACUGAGUCUCCCCCAAGACAGCGUCUUACUGAGUUCACAGUUGAAGCUCAUUCUUCUAAAACGCCUGAACUUGCCAGACCAGCACCGCAACCCACCAAGACUAUACCUCAUCACACAUCUCCAUGGCGAUCUACAGCUGGUGCAGGACAAUUCUCACCUCUCAAAGGUGUUUCACAACAGCCAGUAGAUGGCAGUCCAGACAUUAGCGAUGUAGCUAGAUACUUGGCACGCAGAGAUCUGAUUACCUCCGGCCUCUCACAGUUUGAUGAUUCUCCUGAGACCUAUUGGGCGUGGAAAUCAUCAUUCAUCAACGCCAUCGUUGGAUUACACCUCAGUGCCAGUGAAGAGCUGGACCUCCUGAUUAAGUGGUUAGGGCGAGAAUCUGCACAGCAUGUCAGGAGAAUACGAGCUGUGCAUGUAGGUAACCCCUCUACCGGAUUGACCAAGGCUUGGGAACGCUUGGAGGAAUGCUUCGGUUCUCCAGAGAUUAUAGAGAAGUCACUCUUCGACAGGCUCACAAACUUCCCAAAGGUCACCAACAAGGAUCCAGUGAAGCUGAGAGAACUCAGUGACCUCCUUCAUGAGUUAGAAGCCGCAAAGCUAGAAGGCUAUCUCCCUGGCCUUAGCUACUUAGACACUGCACGUGGUGUCGCUCCUAUAGUGGAGAAAUUACCAUACAACCUCCAAGAGCGGUGGCUUAGACAGGGCUUCAAGUACAAGGCCACUCAUGGUGUAACCUUCCCUCCGUUCUCCUUCUUCUGUGAGUUCGUCUGUGAUGAGGCACGAGCACGCAAUGAUCCGGGUUUCAGGCUGCAACCUGGUAACACAGAGUACCUAAAGCAAAGCGCUACUGCUAAGAAACCGCAGAAGAGUCUAGUGUUUGCCCACAAGACAGGUAUAUCACAGGAGAAAGUGAAGUGGGAGGUUUCAGGCCACAAAGCUGGUGAUGUUGAGAAGCAAUGUCCCCUUCACAAGAAGCCGCACCCUCUCAAGCGCUGCAGAGGGUUCCGCAGCAAACCCUUAGAGGAACGUAAAGCCCUUUUGAAGGACAUCGGUGUCUGUUUUAGAUGUUGCUCCUCAACAAGUCACAUGGCCAAAGAGUGCACCGCAGUCAUUAAGUGUAGGGAGUGUGAUAGUGAGAAUCACGUCUCAGCUCUCCAUCCUGGACCGCCACCGGCGACAUCUGGGCAUGGCGGGGAGAGCACGGAAGAAACACCACCAUUAACUGUCGAGUCAAGCUGCACCGAGGUGUGCGGAGAGGGUCAAAGUCCACGGUCCUGCUCCAAGAUCUGCUUAGUAAAGGUCUUUCCUGAAGCACACCCAGAGAGAGUGACAAGAGCUUAUGCGGUUCUAGAUGACCAAAGUAACCGGUCUCUUGCAAGACCUGACUUCUUUGACAUGUACAACAUCAAGGGAUCAGACUCACCCUUCACACUGCGUACGUGUGCUGGGUCAACAGAGAUGAUGGGUAGAAGAGCCACAGGGUUCAUUGUGCAGUCACUAGAUGGAACUACAACGCUCACCUUGCCCACGCUAAUUGAAUGCAGCAACAUUCCAAGCGACCGUGCUGAGAUCCCAACUCCUGAAGCGGCUUUAUAUCACACUCACCUCAAACCCAUAGCUCACUCCAUCCCAUCACUGGAUCCUGAGGCCAAGAUCCUCCUGUUGUUGGGUCGCGACUUACUAAGAGUCCACAAAGUGAGAGAGCAGCGGAAUGGUCCACAUGAUACUCCAUAUGCACAGAGAGUGGACCUGGGAUGGGUCAUCGUAGGUGACGUCUGCUUAGGGAGCACUCACAGGCCUGCAGCUAUUCAAACUUACCACACCAACAUCCUAGAAAACAAACGCCCUUCCUUCUUCAGCCCUUGUCCUAACAAGCUUCAUGUCAAAGAAAAGUUUGGGUCCCUGUCUGAACAGACAGCUGUUCCAGACCUUCGCAGAUCUUUCAAGUGUACACUAGGAAGCACAGUCUUUGAAACAACCAAAGAUGACAGCAAGAUAGGACUUUCGGUGGAAGACAGACUGUUCCUAGAGCUUAUGGGGAAAGAGAUGUUCAUGGACAAUGCAAACAGCUGGGUUGCCCCACUUCCAUUCAGAACACCUCGCGAACGCCUACCUCACAGUCGCGACCAGGCACUCACGCGGCUGGCUUCUGUCCAACGCACUCUGGAGAAAAGACCUGAAAUGAAGAAGCACUUUGUCACUUUCAUGCAGAACAUCUUGGAUCGUGACCACGCUGAGCAGGCUCCUCCUCUCCCAGCUGGGAAAGAGUGCUGGUAUUUACCGAUCUUUGGAGUUUACCACCCGCAGAAACCUGACCAAAUCAGGGUGGUCUUUGACUCAAGUGCGAAGAGCCAUGGCGUUUCACUCAAUGACGUCCUGCUGUCUGGACCUGACCUAAAUAACAGCUCGGUCGGUGUUUUGUUGCAGUUCAGACGUGAAGCCUUUGCAGUGACUGUGGACAUAGAACAGAUGUUUCAUAGUUUUGUUGUCAGGGAGGACCACCGAGAUUUCCUGCGAUUCUUCUGGCACAAGCACAAUGAUCCCGCCGAUGACCUCUGUGAGUAUCGCAUGAAGGUUCAUGUAUUCGGCAACAGUCCUUCUCCUUCAGUUGCCAUAUAUGGAUUUCGACGCACUGCAGCUCAUGGCGAAGAGGAAUUUGGCUCUGAUGCGCGCUGCUUCACUGAGAGGGAGUUCUAUGUGGAUGACGGGCUUCUGUCACGACCCACAGCCAGCGAGGCAAUCGAUCUAUUGAAACGGACACAGAAGAUGCUUGCCAUAUCUAACAUCCGUCUCCACAAAGUGGCAUCCAACAGCAGGGAAGUUAUGGAAGCAUUUCCUGUCGACGACCGCGCCAAAGGGCUCAAAGAACUCAACCUAGAUGCUGAUGCAACACCUAUUCAGUGAAG